AUCAACUUCUACUUCUUCUACGCAAGUGGAGAAUGGAAAAAGGGUUUCUCCAACCUUGUCAGUCUCUCCUGCCAGAAAACUCUCGACUAAGGCAUCGACGAAGCAGGUCUUGGAAAGAAAGAUGCUACCUCUUCUCGAUGGUGCAUUGUCUAGCUUCUUGCUGCGGGCUGCAAAACAAGUACUUUCGGAAACAGCCGAAUUAGAUUCUAUGUGCUUUGCCGCCCAUGAUGCACCAGACGCGCAGCAUGGAAAGACCGAAGAUCCUCCAGCCUUCAGUAGAAGUCUUGAACCACUAGUAUCAGAUGCACAGACAGUAACAGAGUCCCGAAAUGAAGUAGACCCCAACCACACUGCAAGAGCAUCAACAUCAGCAUCAGCGCCCGGAGCCUUUGCUCUAGAUGCGGACUUUUUUGCACCAAGCGAACUGGAUCCACCUUCGUCUGGUGGUGACAAUAGUGGAAGAGGAAGCACGACCGCGUCAACGUUAGCCAGCAACAGUAUGGACCGCAUCUUGGCACGGGAACUCGCGAUUCUCCAGCAUGAUCGUUUACGCGUCGUCGUAGAGUAUUACAGCGGUUUGGCGAUUCCCGAUGAAAUUUGCAAAGUUCUAGAGCUCUUUCCUCCUGUGAACUCUUUUUUGCAGAUACGCAAGUAGCAUGACAAACGUUGAUAGUUGGUGUGUUCUACUUACUAUGUUCUUGAAGUUGAUGAAGCCGUUGUUGACAGCACGAAACUCACGCUACGCAAUGCACAUAGUGAAACUCCUUACCAACCAUAGAAGGAAGUAGUGUAUCUACUGUACUAGAAGUGCAACUGUUACAUCUUCCGACACCACGCGAAAGCCGUAUUAAGUCCAUCAACAACAGGGGACAAGUCUGAUGAAACAAGUAUGUCUCUGAAGUGAAAAGGCCGCUUGUCUCC
Amoebophrya sp. A25 is the source of this 921-nucleotide messenger RNA. NCBI's taxonomy places the organism in Eukaryota, Dinophyceae, Syndiniales, Amoebophryaceae. The record is from the annotation of a GenBank genome assembly.